CCAGUCAGAGUCAGGAUGAAUUCGCUUGGUACUUUUCCCAUGGAUUAAUGGGAGUGUUGUUUUGCAGGUGAUGGCAAAGAGUUGCCUUAUAUCCACAUCAAAAAAUGUUUCUAGGACUUUGUAAAUGUGUUGUUGUGGAUUGAGCAUUGUUGUGAACUGUGUAGGCUGAUGAGAAACAGUGUAAAUUAGUUCAGCUAAUCGAGUGUAUAGGCCUCAUGGGAAAACUAUUACUGAAGGAAAUGACUUGGAACACCUAGAGCUUCAUCCAAUAAUACUUAUAGCAGACUGCUUUUGCAGAGGCAGAAAAAGCCUUACUGGGAACAGAGGACCAUUCAUAAUUGCAACCAGCUGGCUCAAAACAAGACUCUUCAAGGAUAUUUCUCAAGCUUAUGGUUCUGAUUUUGACAGAUGUCUCCAUGCAAGCAUCCUACCUUGAGAGUAUAAUUGAAAUGCUGGUUGUGGAAACAUCAACUCCCUGUUUUUGAACUUUUCAGAGAGACAAAAUGCAACAGUGAGGUCAGACCUCAAUGAGCUUGGUUUUGGGAGAUCACAAGAAAUGAAGCCUUCUUCAGAGUCUUCCAGUUUGCUUCAGAUGUGUUGCAUAUUGGGGAAGAAUGAACAAAACAUACUAACCCGUGAGAUCAUGUGCAAAGAGUUGGAAUCAAGAAGAAAAUAAAAAGAUAGACCACCUACCCACCUCUGGAUCCUUCACCCACAGACAUCCGCUUGUGCAUCUACAAGACAUCCCAGCUUCCUGCAGAGGCAUGGAGGAGGGCCAGGACCUGACCUAUCUAAAUGGUAGCAAGGCUUGGUGGAGGGACCUGUUGUGGAAUGAAUCCAGGCCAUGCAGCAACUCAGUGGGGGGAACCACCUUCCUCAUUGUGGCCUACAGCACGGUCAUUGCCGUAGGGCUGAUUGGCAACACCUGCCUGGUGUUCGUCAUCUCACGACAGAAGGAGAUGAGGAACGUCACCAACAUUUUCAUUGCUAACCUCUCCUGCUCCGACAUACUAGUGUGCAUCGUGUGCCUGCCUGUCACGGCUAUCUACACCCUGAUGGACCACUGGAUCUUCGGGGAGGCCCUGUGCAAGGUCACACCUUUUAUCCAGUGCAUGUCAGUCACUGUCUCUAUCCUCUCUCUGGUCCUGAUCGCACUGGAGCGGCAUCAGCUCAUCAUUCACCCCACAGGCUGGAAACCGGUGGUGGGGCACUCCUAUCUAGCGGUGGCUGUCACCUGGAUGGUGGCCUGCUUCAUCUCCCUGCCCUUCCUAGCCUUCAGUGUCCUCACCAACCAUCCCUUCCAAAACCUCAGCCUGCCCUUCAACCCCUUUGCUGACCAAGUUGUCUGUAUGGAGCGCUGGCCCACAGAGAGCCAGCGCCUGGCCUACACUACCUCCCUCCUUCUCUUUCAGUACUGCCUCCCCCUCUUCCUGAUCCUCAUCUGCUACCUGCGCAUUUUCCUGCGGCUCCGGCGGAGGAGGGAGAUGGUGGAGCGCACGCGGGAGGCCAGGCGCAAGAAGGAUAAAAACAUCCAGAGGGUCAAUGGGAUGCUGGCCGCCAUCGUGGCCGCUUUCGCCCUCUGCUGGCUGCCUCUCAACGUCUUCAACACGCUGUUCGACUGGAACCACGAUGCCAUCCCUGCCUGCCACAACGCCAUCUUCUCUGCCUGCCACCUCAUAGCCAUGGCAUCGACUUGUGUCAAUCCCAUAAUCUAUGGUUUCCUGAACAGCAACUUCCAGAAGGAGCUGAAGGCCUCGCUGUACCGCUGCCGCUGUGGUGGUGCGCCGGAGAGCUAUGAGAGCUUCCCACUCUCCACUGUCAGCACUGAUGCUACCAAGAUGUCCUCCCUUCGCAACGGCUCUCUCAGCAUCACCACCUAGCAGUGCCCUUUGGUACAAGGAGAGAGCAGCUCAGACAGAAAGAGGUUGCCGGGGGUUACAGAGGGCCCGUGUCAGCAGAUUGGCUGUCAUUCAGGACUAUGGUCAAGUCAGUGGUGCUAAACUGUGGACCCCAAAGUGCUGAAGUUUUUUUAAUGGGAUUAUGAAUUCAGCCAUGGCUUACGACCUAAAAUAGAUACUGUACAUCACUUAGACUAAGUUGUGUGUUCUUCAGAACUGAGAAGGAAUGCAAAGAAGGAGAUCCAGUAGCUCUGGAGGACUGGAAUAUUGCACCCCAUUCAUAAACCUUCUCAACAAGUGGAUAUCCUAGUUUUUCCCAAUGCAGGACUUUGUGUUAUCUUUAACUGAACUGAUUAUAACUCUGUAAAAGUAGUGAAGUUAGUCCUUGUUAGUCCAGCAGCUGAGUAGUUAAAAAAAAUCUAUUAUGUAGCUUAAUCCUUGUCUUUGAAUUUUGGGAUCAAACUCACCUCUGUUUCAGUUUUAUUUAUUAUGAUGUAUUUUCUGGUAAAUAUAGCUUUCUCUUUGGAUUUCUCUGAAAUGUCCUUUAUGGAGUGAAACGUUUAUUUUGCAGAACAGGGUCUUUCGUUUUCAUACACAUUCCAAGCAUUAGGGUGUUAAGUAGUGGUAUCCAUUAGAUUAGUGGAUAAAGAAUUAAAACUUAAAAUAAUGACAGUCCGCUACGCAAAGGUGGUGUUGUAUUUAAAUAAAUAGAAAACUCCAUUAAUCCAAACCAUCAUUUACAGCUCUUCUGAUGAUAGCAUAGAUUAGAUCUCUGGAUAUAGAAUGAUUUUACAGAGAAUAUCUCUCAAAGAAAUUUGAAUAUUUUGAAAAAUUACUCAUGAACCAAAGCAGUAGCUGCGUGCCAUUGCCAGCACUUUAAGCCUCCUGAAGGAGAGGUACUGAAAAGAAUUUCAGCCAAAUUUCAAGUCAUGUUCUUUAUAUCAAAAGAUACUUUCAAAGAUGCCUAUAUUGCGUUUUUUGCUGCGAUUUUAACCAAGAAGAGAAAAUGUGUUUUGUGUUCUUAACACAUUUCUGCCGGAGAUACAAAACCCAGGGCAUUAACAUUCAACUCAAUGAAACUCCUGCAUGCUUUUCAAAUAGCCUCAGAAGAACUUUAUUCUUAUAGCCUUGUUUCAGAAUCCACCAGGUAGAUUGUGCCAUUGGAUUAAAGAGAGAACAGGUCUAUGAGCUGACACAUUGAUUUAAUCUCUCUAAAAAGUGAUUUGGAUUGUUAGAAUCAAUGGCAAAACUAAAGGUAUAAACUAUCUGCAAGCCUGUCCCUAUUGCUAAAUGUUUAAAGCAGGAAACAGGAUGUGUCUGUUGUUUGUUGUUCUUGUAUGGAAACAAAUGGACUGUACAACUGUUGCGAUAUGUAGAAGGGGCACGAGCGGUUUUAGUUACCUAUUGCCAGUAGCUGCAUUGACCUACACUUUUGCCAUUGUAGUGUGCUUCAAACACCCACUUCAGUGACGUGUACACGUCUAAGCUUUGCACAGCGUUAAUAUUCCAAGGUAUUCAUAUUAUUGAUGGGUAACCAGGCCUAUAAACUGUAUAAGGCCUGUAUUUGUCAAGACAUGUGUAAUUAUUCAGGCAUGUGCUUAGGGUUAUCUUGUUUGAAAGCCUAUGUUGUUCCUCCUAUACCGUUUGUACUAUUUACACAUAGUUUCUGGCAUUAUCAGAGGGUGACAUUCAUUUUCAGAAAAUAAAUGCAGCAAAGUCUAGUCCAUUUUUGUUUGUGAUGAACACAGCAUUGUCACGUUAGAUUAUAUGUUCGUCUUUCUGUGAAUUCCUUCAAAGUGCAUUUUCACUUUUUUGCAUUUCCUAGAAAAAAUCCCAGUGGAUUCAGCUUUUAAUUUUCCCUGAAGAAAAACUACCCAUACAAACAAAUUCCAUUAAAACUGGGAUAUAGACUCUCUAAAGACAAUAAUUGUUUGAUAAUGUUCUAACUGUUUUGAAAAGAAGUUUUGUUUUGUAUUGUCAAAUGCUUCAACUUGUACGAUUGCGUUGUUUAUUUCUAUAAAUGUUGCACUUAAAUAUAUAUGUAGUCCACUUAAAAACAUUGUGUUUGUUGUGUUUUGUUAACGGUUUUAGUCUAAUAAUGUUUGUUAUAGUAUGGAUGUUUUUCUUUUUUUAAAUGUGUAGGUAGAUCUGGCCUGUUAAAAUUAGGAAUAAGUAAAGGUUUAUUCUAUGCUGAAAACAGAAAAAAGAAACACAACAUUUCGGCUGUGGAGCCUUCUUCAGGUGUGUCACAUUAAUAUAUUACAUUAAUAUAUUCAGUGUCUAGAUACUGUAAACAUCUCUUGCUAUUUCAAUGUUUGAAGUUAAACCCAUCUGGGCCAAACCAGCUUAAAUUUCCCUUCCCAGCCAAAUCCUUUAUCCUUCUGAGUUUAAUUUUCACAGGGAUUUCUUUUGAGUUUUUUUGAGGGGUGUGACAGUCAGAGGUUUUUGAAUUGUGCUUUUUUUAGUCAAGAUCAUUUUAUCUCUUGAGUUGCUAAUACUCAUAAAUAUUAUAUAUGCUUCUGUGACUCUCUCUUAUUGAUAUUGUACUGUUGGUAUAAUUGAAUAGCAAGUCAUACCACACUUAUAAAAUUGUAAUGUGUUAUUUAAUGAGACCUGCAGUUUUCCAUUUGACCUCUUCAGUCCUGUUUGCCUAAUUAAUUAUGUUACUGGUAAACAACUUUUUCAUGAUAAGACAAUAUUUAAUUUUUUAACCUCUAUGUUUAAGCUUUGACAACAAUUUUCCGCAAAAGAAU
This is a messenger RNA of Lepisosteus oculatus (spotted gar), 4651 nucleotides long. The record is from RefSeq and is a predicted model, not a curated record. Lineage: Eukaryota; Metazoa; Chordata; Actinopteri; Semionotiformes; Lepisosteidae.